AUGUUGCGUAUUCAGGCGCACAAGGCGUUACUAUCCUUCCUGACAUCACGUAAUUCAAAGGGCCGCGGUGGUGGCGGGACUACGCCAUCAUCUAUCGCUUCGCUGCAAGGCGCGAUUAGGGCAAGUUCACAACAGCAAAACAGUGCCAACGUCAAUCGCUUCGCUCCAAGACACGGCAAGGGCAAGCUCAAUCUCCAGAACUUACAUAAGUUGCUGAAACUUUUACAAAAGUAG
Messenger RNA from Phytophthora nicotianae INRA-310, 234 nucleotides. RefSeq lists its product as hypothetical. The coding region runs from base 1 to 234 and encodes 77 amino acids. Lineage: Eukaryota; Oomycota; Peronosporomycetes; Peronosporales; Peronosporaceae. The transcript has a single exon. The record is from RefSeq and is a predicted model, not a curated record.